AUGCAGUAUGACGGAUGUGCAGAGCACAACUUCACGCUGCAGUCAAUCAUCCAAGACGCAAGGAGGAAGCAAAAACAAGCCGCCAUAGCAUGGUUAGACCUGAAAAACGCGUUCGGCGCCGUCCCGCAUGCAGCGAUGUUUAACGCCCUGGAAUGGACAGGUCUCCACGCCGACUCCAUCGCCGUAAUCCGCAGACUGUACAGGGGAUCGUACACUAGAGUUCGCGGCGAGCACGGAGCAACCGACGAGAUCCCCGUUCGAGCUGGUGUAAAACAGGGGUGCCCCCUCUCCCCGAUCGUAUUCAACAUCACGCUGGAACCGCUGCUGCACGCGCUAGCCAGGAAGGCCUACUACUACAAACUGGAGGGCCAGAAGUUCAACGUCCUGGCGUAUGCUGACGACCUGGCCAUCAUCGGAGCCGACAGAGAGGGACUACAACGACUGCUGAAUACGACGGAGACAAUAGCCGCCUGGUCUGGGCUACAAUUCAACGCCAGGAAGUGCGCGACACUGCACGUGGACGGACGACGACGCAGCGCGAUCGGAACGACCUUCAAGCUGGGAGCAGAGAACCUGAGAGCACUUUCGCAGGAGGAGUGGUACGAGCACUUAGGCGUUCCCACCGGAUUCUCUACGUUUUCGUCAGGGGAAGACGUAUUAGAGCAGAUGCAGCAGCACCUAUCCAGAGUAGACGAGUCGCUGCUGGCGCCAUGGCAGAAGAUCGACGCAGUCAAUACCUUCAUCAUGCGGCAGGUGGAAUUUCAUCUAAAGAAUGGAAACGUGGCCAAGAAAAUCCUGCACAGAUUCGACAAACAGGUGAAGAGAAGCGUCAAGAAAUGGGCGCACCUGCCGCAGAGAGCCAGCGCCGAGGUCCUAUAUCUGAGUUACAAAGAGGGCGGAUUCAACAUCCUACCAGCAGCGGUGUUGGCAGAUAUUGGACAGGUUGUACACGCCCACCGACUGCUGACAUCAAAGGACAGGGCCACGUCAGAACUCAGCAGAGCCACGCUAGCAGACGUCGUCAGGAAACGUGUGGGACACGAACCCAACACGGAGGAGAUCGUCGGAUUCAUAAAUUUCGGAAGAAGUGGCGAUCUCGACAAACCAGCGAACGACAUUACGACGACGUGGUCGAGGCUCAGGACGGCAGUGCGAAGGCUGAAACCAAAGAUCAACCUGCAGCUGGGAUUGGACGAGCUAACCGUCGACAACGCGCCAGUGAGCAGGGAGAACGCAGAAUCGAGCCUACGAGCAGCUGCACGACGGUUCUACAAGGAAAGAUUACUCAGAAAACCGGACCAAGGAAAAGUGUUCGAGGUAACGACACAAAACUCUGCAUCAAACCACUUCCUUAGGCAAGGCGGCUUCACCAGAUUCGCAGAGUGGAAAUUUAUUCAUCGAGCGCGGCUCAACGUUUUACCACUGAACGGGAGUCGUCCAUUUGGCAGCGGCGACAAGCGAUGCAGAAGAUGUGGACAGCACGACGAGACCCUACCUCACGUCAUCAAUCACUGCAAGCCGCACCUGAGCGCCAUUACGAGGAGACACGAUAGCAUCGUGCAGAGACUGAUUACGGCGGCAAAGAAACCAGCGGACGGAGCCCUAUACGCUAACCAGCCGAUACCAGAAUACGACGGUCAAGAGCGACCGGACAUCGUUAUCAUAGACAACAAGGAGAAAACAGCUGCGAUAAUCGAUAUAGCAGUGCCCUUCGAGAACCGGACCGAGGCCUUCCAGACAACUAGACAGCUUAAGAAGGACAAGUACGCCGCACUUGCUGAGCACUUUCGAGCCAAGGGAUUCAGGACUACAGUAGACGCUUUCAUCGUCGGAUCUCUCGGUGGAUAUUGCAGCCGCAAUUGGACCGCGUUAGCAGCACUCAAGGUCAAUAAAAAGUAUGCAGUGCUGAUGAAGCGGUUGAUGGUCUCCGACACGAUCCGCUGGUCCCGAGAUAUCUACGUGGAGCACAUCACCGACACAGGCAGUACCAGGACGCAGGACCCACACCAGCAGCUACAGCACUGGAACGAGGACCACUGGAUUGAGGAACAGGACCAAACUGGACUCAACUAUUAUAAUAAAUGA
Ctenocephalides felis (cat flea) is the source of this 2085-nucleotide messenger RNA. RefSeq lists its product as uncharacterized. Bases 1 to 2085 code for a protein of 694 amino acids. The record is from RefSeq and is a predicted model, not a curated record. Lineage: Eukaryota; Metazoa; Arthropoda; Insecta; Siphonaptera; Pulicidae. The transcript has a single exon.